Tachysurus fulvidraco (yellow catfish) is the source of this 3454-nucleotide messenger RNA. RefSeq lists its product as uncharacterized. NCBI's taxonomy places the organism in Eukaryota, Metazoa, Chordata, Actinopteri, Siluriformes, Bagridae. The record is from RefSeq and is a predicted model, not a curated record. The transcript has 9 exons. Gene Ontology annotation, molecular function: cell-cell adhesion mediator activity. Bases 349 to 1503 code for a protein of 384 amino acids.
UAUUGUAGCAAGCUUGCCUCGUAUCCUUUAUGCAUUCUGAGAAAUAUUUCUAUUCCAGUGUGUUUGCCCUCCAGCCCAUGAAUAAACAAAGCUUUGUUCUGGGAUUAGGACAAACAGGGGCUGCGUCCUAAACCUGAUGAUACAGUAGAACAAGUUGUAAUGGAGUGAGGUGACACUGGACUGAUUUCUCUGCCUGAUCUCUGACUGUGGUUUGGGACAGAACCGAACUACAGGGAUUUUCUCCGGACUGAACGUUUUUCACACUGAGCAGAUUUUCAAUCUCGAUGUAAAGAAUUUCAGGGUCUUCGGCUCUGCAGUCAUGAGGAUCUCUUGAAGCCCAACUGAUUCAUGACUUCAGGCUGGAAUGAUAAGAUGUUUGUGGUGACGCUGCCAAGAUACUUGCAGCUCUGCAUCUCCCUGGCCAUCGUGUCCAGCAUUAAUGGCAGGGUGAUGGCUCCUCCACGGGUCGAGGCAACAUUGGAUAAACCAUUCACCCUGAGCUGCAUGCUAUCCAAGUCUAGAGGGGAGCAGGUGAAACAGGUACGCUGGCUGGAUAUGAAGAACCAAACGCUCAUUUCAUACAUGCCAGGACAGCCGGACAGUGUAAGUGGCCAGCACCAUGUGGAGCUGGGUGAAGGCCCGAAGGACUACAGCAAGGUGCUCAUUAAACGUGUCAGCUCCCGAGAUGAAGGCUGCUACACCUGCAUCUUCGAUGUUUAUCCCACAGGGUCCAAGGAAGGACAGACAUGUAUCACGGUCACUGCCUCAGUGGUCCCUGGUGGGAAUAAGACAGUGGUCAGGGGUAAGCAGGCAUCUCUGUCCUGUCUCUACGGCCUGCCUGAGAAGGUGAAGCAGAUUCUGUGGCAGAAAGUGGCAGAACGUGGCAUGAUACAGGAAGUGGCAUCUUUUGCCAAACGCAGUGAUCCUUUGAUAGAGGAGAAAUAUGCAGACCGUGUAAGUCUCACUCACUCUCUAUCAGACUCCCAGCUCACCUUUUAUCCUGUGAAGACAGAGGAUGAGGGCUGCUACACCUGCCAGUUCCACACCUAUCCAGAGGGCAUCAAGACCGGCAUCUCUUGCCUCACCGUGUUCGUUCUCCCCAAACCUCAGGUAAGCUACAAAACCACAUCUCCAGGUGUGAUAGAGGCGAACUGCACUGCUGUGGCUCGCCCCAAAGCCGAGAUCGUGUGGAACGUGGAGGGGGAUAACAGGACGCUGGGAGCCCCGGUGUCCACCGUCACACAGCAGGAUGACGGGACGACACUGGUCAUCAGCACACUGAUGGUACAGGCCAGCCUGCUGAAGGACAUAUCCGUCAAAUGUCUUGUACACCACAAAGGCCUGGAGUCGGCCAUCGCCGUGUCGAUGAACACAAAGAUUGGAACAGCUCUGGCCAUCCUGAUCUCGGUGACUGCGGUGGCCUUCCUGCUGAUCAUCUGCAUGUGUAUCUGCCUGUGGAAGUGUGUUCUGCGCAGUAAUGAGAGAAGAGACCCAAAAGACUGAAGAUCAGAUAAUAUACAUCAGAUGCAUCUACGGACAGAUUCCAGAAUAAAGCACCUCGGAACCGCUAAAGGAGAAAGAUGAUGGGUUUCCGCUCUAAAUCAGGAUAUGGAUCACUAUGGACUGGACAGACACAGGUCUGCGCUCACCUGGAGGGGCGUGACCACAGCGGUGAAGCCGGGGGGCAGCAGUGCCAUCCCAAAAUCACACAUCUGACAGGUUAAUUACUCACAUAAAUUAUCAACCUCGCAGUUAUAAAGUUUUCAUAUCCAUAUUGUGAAGUUUCCCAUGUGAUGUUUUCAUUUAAUAUCAGCUGUUUUAAAACUUGUGCUGUUUUUUCCACUACACACUGAGGUACAUCAUGUCACACUAACAAAUCUGUCUUUCCACAUUUUUUGUAUCAUUUCCAAAUCAUACUGUUACUGAAAUAACUCUGAUCUCCACCGCUGGUUAAAAAAAAAAGUCAGGCGAAGCCCAUUAUUGAUCAUAACGGACUGCAUUGGGGAAUAAAAAAACUUUUUUUGCAAAUAUUUCAGUUUAGAAUAAAUUCCAACCAGCUUUAUGCUAAUGUUAGCUAAUAUUCAGUAAAACUUAUUCUAUGCAAUUUUUAUCCAAUAAACGAAAUUUCAACACAAACAUUUUCAAGAACAAAUGUCUCUCAAGACAUGAACACACCUGCAGUCAAACGUUGUUUGAUUUUAUUGAUCAGGGCUGAAGACAGAACCAAAACAAGGUGUGUUUUUUGUGGGCGGCGCUAAAACAGGGCAGCUCAUUGAUUGGUCAAGCACAACGAUGAUUCAUCAUCAUGAUAACGUCUGCGUAGUGUAGUGAACAUCUGCUGAAACAUUUCUGAAGGCUUUAAUAGAAAACAAGACAAUUGUGUCUUAAGAUUCAGGUUUAUUUAGUUAUUUACACUCAUCUCUGAUAAAAAUCCACCUUUUUAAGUAAUAUAUUGUUUAUUAUGUAAUAUGAAAGCAGAUCCCUGCUCACUACAUAGCACAUAACGAUUUAGUCUAUUAUUCUGUUUUUAAUCCAUUCAACUUUUUUGGAAAAUGCUUAAUGUGUCCUAAAAGAUAACAAUUUAUUAGCUCUGAUUGCAACAUAAAUUUUCCUGACCAAAAGCCUGGAAAAAAACAGAAAUAGAACAUGCAGUUUUAUUCAUUAUAAUUAAUGUUUUAAUUUAACAAAAAAGUUUUUACACACAACGUUUAACAGCACGUCCAGAAUAGCACUUGAUCCAGCAUAGUGUGUUUAUAUUACAUUGAUUUGGAGUCAUGUAUAAAGCUACAAGAUAUUAAAUCGGGGUCAUGAAAUCGGAAGGUGUGAAGGAUAACUUUAUGACACUUAUUUGCAUAGACUCCGCCCACAUCAGUUUAACCCUUGGGUAACUCCUAAACAGGGACAUCUGAAGUUUAAAUUCAGAUUGGAGUUAAGGGCCUUACUCAGGGGCCCAGCAGAAGCAGCUUGAUGGUCCUGGGAUUUGAACUCACAACUUUCUGAUCACUCACCAAUUUAAUGAUAAACUUUUUUUUUCCUCUUUCAAGUAAUGAAAAAAAACAUAUAAAAUAUAUAUAUUUAAUAUCACACAUUUUUAUCACCUCAAAUAUUACACAAAUCCUUCAUUAAAAUCUAAUACGUUUAUAUCAUGUGUAUGUAUCUGUAGGUACUUUAUUUAAAAAGUGUUAGGGAAUAUUCUUAACGCAACACGUUUUUCUGCAUUUUAUUUUGAUCUCGUCAUCAGAGUUCAGCAUUAUUUAUUCCAAAUUUUUGCGACAGACAUUUUCAAGUUAAGCUGCUUUUAAUUCGUAGAUACACCAAGAGUAAAUGUUUGAUGGAUAUGUGAGUGGAAAUGUUUAAUAAGAUAAUUAAUUGUCUGAUUUCUGAAGGAAUGAUGGAUGAUGGUUACUGUAUGUUUUACCACAUAUUAAAUUUAUUAUUAAAGUUACAUAUUCAA